Molecule: messenger RNA, 2720 nt
Organism: Sapajus apella (tufted capuchin)
Lineage: Eukaryota; Metazoa; Chordata; Mammalia; Primates; Cebidae
Gene: CXCL5
Product: C-X-C motif chemokine ligand 5
Exons: 4
Coding region: 433-783 (116 amino acids)
Biological process (GO): chemokine-mediated signaling pathway; cellular response to lipopolysaccharide; antimicrobial humoral immune response mediated by antimicrobial peptide
Cellular component (GO): extracellular region
Molecular function (GO): chemokine activity; CXCR chemokine receptor binding
Source: RefSeq, a predicted model, not a curated record
CUCUCUAGAAGGAGAGGAGGAGCAUCUCCCAGAGCCUGUGUGCGUUAGAAAAGCCGGCAUCCCUGGCCACCUCAGGCCGGGGAGAUGAGACCCUGAUGAAUCUCUGCUCCCUUCUGGCUGGAGCCACAACUCCCUCCAUCUCGGGGCAGGGCUACCACGUCCUCCUCCAUAGGGGUGCAGGCAGCUUCUCCCAGCCACCCUCCUCCCCAGUUCCCAUCAUCUGGCCCCUCUCCACCAACCUCUUCUUUCCACACUGCCCCCCGAGUUCAGGGAAUUUCCCCAGCAUCCCAAAGCUUGAGUUUCCUGUCAGGCGGAAGGGAUGAGUGCAAAUAAAAGGAGUGCGGAAGGCAGGAGGAAGACACAGUGCUCCGGAUCCCCCAAUCUCUGCGCCUCCAGGAACUCGCGCCCCCUCGCAGCGCUCUCUUGACCGCUAUGAGCCUCCAGUCCAGCCGCGCGGCCCGUCUCCCCGGUCCUUCGGGCUCCUUGUGCGCGCCGCUGGCGCUGCUGCUGCUGCUGCUGACAGCGCCUGGGCCCCUCGCCAGCGCUGGUCCUGUCGCUGCUGUGUUGAGAGAGCUGCGCUGCAUUUGUUUACACACUACGCAGCGAGUUCCCCCCAAAAUGAUCAGUAAUCUGCAGGUGUUCGUCCCAGGCCCGCAGUGCUCCAUCGUGGAAGUGAUAGCCUCCAUGAAGAACGGGGAGGAAGUUUGUCUUGAUCCAGAAGCCCCUUUUCUAAAGAAAGUCAUCCAGAAAAUUUUGGACGGUGGAAACAGGAAAAUUGAUUAAGAGAAAUGAGCACGCAUGGAAAAAUUGCCCAGUCUUCAGCAGAGCAGUUUUCUGGAGGUCUCUGGACCCAGGGAAGAUGAGAAGGAAGGUUUUUUUUUUUUUUUUUUCUUUUUUUCCAGUAGUUAGCUGUCUUCCUAGAUUCCUCACUUUGAAGAGUGUGAGGAAAACCUAUGUUUGUCCCUUAAGCUUUCAGCUCAGCUAAUGAAGUGUUUAGCAUAGUACCUCAGCUAUUUGCUGCUAUUUUAUCCGCUAUGCUAUUGAAGUUUUUGGCAAUUGACCAUAGUGUGAGCCAAAAAUCACUGGCUGUUAAUCUUUUAAAGUGUCUUGUAUUGAAGUUGACUAUUAUAUUUCCAAGAAAUAUUCCUUAAACUGUUAACUGAGAAGGCUGUGGAUUUAAUAUGGAAAUGAUGUUUCAUAAGAAUUCUGUUGAUGGAGAUUCACUGUUAUCUUUAUCUCAUUUUAAGAAAUAGGAAAUAUUUUAAUGUUUCUUGGGGAAUAUGUUAGAGAAUUUCCUUAUUCUUGAUCGUGGAUAUUAUUUAAUUACUUUGCAUUAGAAAGUUGAGUAUAUCAUACCUUAUCUGUGUAGAAUAUAUUUCCUUAUUCAAAAUUUCUAAAAGUUUAAGCUAUAUGAGGACUAAUAUUUUCUCUAUAUAUAAUUUUAGACAUUUCAUACCUUCUUAGUAUGGCAAAAUGCCAUCAUUUACUUUUAAAUUUUGACUUUAUAUGCUAUUUAUUAACUAUUUGGUUAGCAGUACUAUAAUACUGGUAACUAAAUAUAUAUUUCAGAUAGAUGAAGAAGCUAGAAAAAAGGCAAAUUCCUGACUACCAGUUUAUACAGAAAUGCAUUCUUUUAGUUUUUAAAGUAAAGGCAAACUUAACAAUGACCUGUACUCUGAAAGUUUUGAAAACGUAUUCAAACAGUUUGAAUAUAAAUUUAUCACUUAAUUCAAAAAAUAUAUAGCAACAUCUCGAGGCCCUAGCAUUUCUCCUUGGAUAGGGGACCAGAGGGGGCUUGGAAUGCUGCAAAAAAAACAAGGAAAAGUCACCCAAGGGAUGUCAGCUUUUUAUCCCUCUGCAUGGCUUGAUUUUCCAAAACCAUAAUUUGCAGAAGGCCAUAAUAUAAGGCGGCCACACAGGGGCGAGGUCCCUCCCUGCUCACAGGUUUGGCCCCUUUCACAGAGUAGAACCUGGGUUAGAGGAUCGCAGAAGAUGAGGGGAAGGGCAGGAAAGAUGCCUGUUGGGUUUUUAGCACAGUUAAUUUCAUUGGGAUUUUGAAGCAUUUCUGUCUGAACUCAAAGGCUGUUCUAGUCUUGGUGGGACAUACUAUGGGUGGGGCAGAGAAAGAUACUGUAAUGAAACCAGUUAGUCAAUGUUGUCUUAAAUAUCGCUGCCAAUUCUGCAAAGUUCCUUUUUAUGAACAUUUCUGUUUAAGCUAUUUCACCUUUGUUUUGAAAUCCUUUCCUUCUAAGUAGAAAAUGUGAAGCUUGUGUAAAAGCUUAUAAGAAAGCCCCUCUCAUUUUUUUCUUUAAAGCUUUAAAUGACAAAUCUAAGUAAUUAAGGUUGUGAAUUCCUAUUUUUGCUUUGUUUUUAAUGAAAAUAAAAUUUUCAGAAUAAGAUUGUGUGAUAAUAUUUAAAUGGCCAAAAUAAAACAUGAUUUUGUGCAAUUAACAAAGCUACUGCAAGAAAAAUAAAACACUUAUUGGUAAAAAAAAAUACAUAUUUAUAUGUUAUAUAUAAUAUAUAUGUAUUAAACAUAUAGCAUUGCUAAGAUUUUUAGAUGUCUUUUUUGUAUCUUUUAAAGGUUUUGACCUUUUUAUGAGGAAUUAUGUAUGUAUUAUAUUCACUAUAUUAAAAUUGUACUUUUUUACUAUGUGUCUUAUUGGUUCAUAGUCUUUAUUUUGUCCUUUGAAAAAACAAUAAAAGAUUUCUGAACUUCA